Molecule: messenger RNA, 1566 nt
Organism: Bolinopsis microptera
Lineage: Eukaryota; Metazoa; Ctenophora; Tentaculata; Lobata; Bolinopsidae
Product: zinc transporter ZIP9-like
Exons: 8
Coding region: 10-945 (311 amino acids)
Biological process (GO): zinc ion transport; transmembrane transport
Cellular component (GO): membrane
Molecular function (GO): metal ion transmembrane transporter activity
Source: RefSeq, a predicted model, not a curated record
GGAACGGUGAUGGCAUUUACGGAAUUUGGACAGUUGCUGCUCUUCAGUAUCUCGAUGUUGAUUGGCUGUUUCUGCGCAGGAAUGGUUCCCCUGAGUAUGACUUUGAGCGAAAGUAACCUGCAACUGAUGUCGUCUCUGGGUGCAGGUCUGCUGGUGGGUACUGCACUGGCUGUUAUCAUUCCAGAGGGAGUUACAAUACUUAUCUCUAGUGCUCACCAGGGCCACUCCCACGAUCUCCCUGGAGGAGAAGGUUUGGUAGAAAGCCAGGAGAAGGAAGGAAUGUUAACACACGAUGCAAGUAGUUCAGUGGGAAUGGCACUCACGUGUGGGUUCAUCUUCAUGUUGUUAGUGGAUCAGAUUGGUGGCGCACACGGAGGUCACUCCCACACUCACGGACCUGUUAACUCAGAAGGUGGAUUUGGCAAGAAAUCGUUAUCUACAAUUAUAGGACUAGUAGUCCAUGCGGCUGCAGAUGGUAUCGCCCUGGGAGCGGCUUCUCUCACUGACAAAGCUGAAAUAGAGUUCAUUAUAUUCCUUGCCAUAAUGCUCCACAAAGCCCCCGCUGCUUUUGGUCUGACCUCAUUCCUUUUACACGAGGGAGCAGAUAGAACUAGAGUACGAAAAGUCCUGAUAAUAUUCUCUGUGGCUGCCCCUGUUGCAGCAAUCUUAACUUUCCUAUCAUUAACCACUAUGAGUGGUGGGAUAUCAGAGUACAGCACGGGCUGGGUAAUGUUGUUCAGUGCUGGAACCUUCCUCUAUGUUAGCACAGUUCAUGUCUUACCCGAAAUCAGCCAAGAGGCUGCACGAACCGACAGCGUGAUAACAUUAUCAGAACAAGAGAUGACGAUUCAAAAAAGUGGAGCUCGUAUAAAAUGGACUAAUCUUGCAUCCCUGUGCUGCGGGACUUUUCUUCCAGUUUUACUAAACAUGUCACAUCAUCAUUAGUUUUCUGUCCUGCUUAUAGGGCAGAUACUGGUCUUAUACUCGAUCAGGGUUACUUUUCAGUAUUUAAAAACUGUUAUUAGUUGAGUUAAGUUCGAACAGGGAUCAUUUUAGAAUAGGUCCUCAUUUCUUACUAGAAUUAGAAGCAUGUUAGCGAUGUAUGAUGUAGCUCCUGAUGAUUACUUUAACCUGAAAAACUGCAAACUUAAUAGGUAUUAUAGGUGUAUUGCAUAGGAGUUGAAAUAUUUUUAAAGAAGUAAUAACAGCAUACUGCGGAUAUUAUUUUAGGGGUUGUUCAUCGAACAUUAAAUCUAUUUUUUAUCAAAAAUGUCCUCUCUUUUUGUUCGAUUACUUACAUUAUAUUCAUUUUUGUAAUCAACGUUAAUCAUCGUGUAUAAUUUAUAUUGUAAAGCUGCAAAUUUAAUUUUCACGUUAUCAAAGUCAUUUUAAGUUUUUAAACACUAAAUUUCGCUGUUCGUUGAUAUUAGGAGCAACCUUAUCAUUAGGUAUUGUUUGUACUUCUAGACGCAAUUCAUGAAAUGUGCCACAUUUGGGGAUUGAUAAUUGCCAUGAUGAAUGAUAAAAGUUACCAAAUUAUCAUCAGUGAUGAGCUAAACGAAUGAA